AUGUCCCUCUCCUCUACAUCUACUGCACGCUGCUGCGCGCGGGCACUACGCAACUCUUCAAGACCAAGACCACCAUGUCCCGCCUCUUCAGUGGCCUCACAACGCCAACGAAGAGUGCCAUCGCGGCGUUGGGAAUCCACAGCAGCAGCAGCAUCUACGAAUCCUAAGGUGUCUUCCAUAGUCGACCAAAUAAGUCAAUUGACUUUACUGGAGACUGCAGAUCUCGUUUCCAACCUCAAGUCUCGCCUCAACAUCCCCGACAUGCCCAUGGGUGGGUUCUCCGCCGCUGCAGCGCCUGCAGCCGCUGCACCCGUCGAAGAAGAAGAAGCCGCCCCAGCAGCGCAAGAAAAGACCCUGUUCGCCCUCACACUCAAGUCGUUCGAUGCGGCGGCAAAGCCGAAAGUUAUCAAAGAGAUCAAGAGCAUGCUGGGCCUGAGUUUGGUGGAUAGUAAGAAAUUUGUGGAGAGUGCGCCGAAGCAGAUGAAGGAGGGAGUACCGAAGGACGAGUCGGAGAAGAUCAUUGAGACGAUGAAAGGCCUCGGGGCUGUGGUUACUAUGGAUUGA
Molecule: messenger RNA, 564 nt
Organism: Letharia columbiana
Lineage: Eukaryota; Fungi; Ascomycota; Lecanoromycetes; Lecanorales; Parmeliaceae
Exons: 2
Coding region: 1-564 (187 amino acids)
Biological process (GO): translation
Cellular component (GO): ribosome
Molecular function (GO): structural constituent of ribosome
Source: RefSeq, a predicted model, not a curated record